AUGAGCCCUCACAUGAUUGUCUUCAAGAAGUGCAUCAUCAAGAAAAACCCCGACCAGAUCUUUCAGAUGUGCCCAUUCCGAAUGCUGAACUGGAACUAUACACAGAUGCGCACCGUGCCCUGGGAGCCCAAGAGAAGGAGUGGCCUCCGGAGAAGCGAGGGAGACUCCAAGGUGAAGAGGCUGCUGGCGCGGCCCGAGCGCUGGAGACUGACAGGAUUACUCAUUGACAACUCCAAUCUGAGCUCUCAGAUGGAACAAGGGAAAGAGCUGUGGGUCCCAGAUCUCCAGGGCUGUGAGGAAUGGGAGAUUUCAGGUUAUGGGACAGUGAGGGAGAACAAGGAGGAGACCCCUCAGCAGGAAGGUCCCGAGCAAGUGGAACCACCUGGGAUGUUAUUGGGAAGAGCUGAAAGGGAUGUUUCCCAGAGUCAUGAGCAGGGAGAAGCCUGUGAGAGUCAGCGCAGGCUGGAGAAACAUCAGAAAAACCAGCCAGGGAAGGGAGAGAGAAAACCCACUUGCUGUGGGGAAGGACUCAAGAAACCAAAAGACAUCUCAGCCUGUCAGAGAGAAGGGAAAGGAGGUGAAAAUAGAGAUACACACACUGUGUCUGGGAAGAGCUGUAGACAGAGCUCAGAACUUAGUGUUCAGCAGACAAUCCACCCUGGAGAGAGGCCCAAUAAAUGCCCCGACUGUGAGAAAAGCUUUAGCCAGAAAUCAGCCCUUGUUAGACACCAACGGCUGCACACGGGAGAGAAGCCCUACAAAUGCAGUGACUGUGGGAAGAGCUUCAGCGUGAGCUCACACCUGAUCACCCACCAGAGACUGCACACGGGAGAGAGACCCUACAUAUGCCUGGACUGUGGGAAAAGCUUCAGCGAGAGCUCAAACUUUAUUCACCAUCAGAGAACCCACACAGGAGAGAGACCCUAUAAAUGCCCCGACUGUGGGAAACGCUUCAGUAACAACUCAGACCUCACGAGGCACCGCCGGACCCACACGGGAGAGAGGCCUUACGAGUGCCUGGACUGCAGGAAGAGCUUCAGCAUGAGGUUCCAUUUAGCUAGACACAAGCACGUGCACGCAAAGGAGGAGGAGAUGGAAAGCUCCCCCCUUCUCACACAUCAGAGACUUCCGUCGGACGAGAAGCUCUGCAAAUGCCCUGACUGCGGGAGAAGGUUCAGGGACAGCAGAGGCCUCGUCACACAUCAGAGAAUCCACAUGGGGCAGAAAUGCUAUCAGUGCUCCGACUGCGGGAAAAGCUUUGGGGUGAGCUCAGCUCUUUCUGAGCACUGGAGAAUCCACGCGGAUGAGAAACCCAGCGUCUGCCCGGAUUGUGGGAAAUGCUUUCUUCAGAGCUCAGAGCUGCUCCUCCACCAGAUUAGCCAUGCAGGGGGGAAGCCCUACACAUGUGAGGAGUGUGGUAAACGCUUCGCUCAGAGAUCGAAUCUCCGGGCGCACCUCAAACACCACACAGCUGAGAAGCCCCAUAAAUGCACCCAGUGUGGGAAGAGCUUUGUCAAGCACUCCAUCCUGGCCAGGCACCAGAUCACCCACACGGACCUGAAACCGUUUAAAUGCUCCGCGUGCAGCAAAAGCUUCACUCAGCUCUCCAGCCUCACGAGGCAUGAGAGGGUCCAUGAGGCAGAGAUGCUCUCCGAGCCCCCUGACUGGAUGGCAGAAAUGAACCAUACAUUCAUCGAUUCCAGCGGGCGGGCAUGGAAUUGGGCUCAAGAGUACCCAGCUGCCCGGCUGUGGGGCGAGGAGGCAGCCGUAACCAGCCCCAAACUGAUCAGUGACCCGCGGCCUACACCUGGUCUGGCAAACCCCAGGCAGGUCAGGGGAGACCUCAGCCAGCCCCUUUUAAGUGCUGUUGAACUGGCUGCCGAGCUACCAAGCUCUUCUGCCUCCUGCCAAGACAGUGCAUCCAUCUCCCUGGACUGA
This is a messenger RNA of Emys orbicularis (European pond turtle), 1938 nucleotides long. Its product is annotated as zinc finger protein ZFP2-like. Bases 1 to 1938 code for a protein of 645 amino acids. Lineage: Eukaryota; Metazoa; Chordata; Testudines; Emydidae. The transcript is spliced from 4 exons. The record is from RefSeq and is a predicted model, not a curated record.